CCCCCCCGCGCCCGGCCCGGGCCCUGCUCCCGCUGGGGCCGCCCUGGGGCCGCCCCGGGCUCUGCCCGCCCCGCUGCGGAGCUGCAGCCUCCAGGGUUUCCAGUUUCCAAACCUGAUGUGAUGUCGCAUCUGGAACGAGGGGAAGAGCCGUGGGUCCCAAACCUCCAGGGCUCUGAGAAAGAAGUGCUCCCGAGAGCUGCCUGCACAGGGAGUGACCUACAUCUGGAUUCUCUCUGUCACCCAUCAGGUGUUGGGAUGGUGAGUGAGAAUGAGGAAGAGAAACCCCGGCAGGAGGAUGCUGAGCAAGUAGAACCACAUGGGACGUUAUCAGGAAGAUCCAAAGGGAAUGUUUCCGGGAGUUGUGCACUCCCAGGAAAAGCAAAAGCCUGUGAGACUCAGCAGAGGCCAGAGGAAAACUUGAGUAGCCACACAGACCUUAUUACACGUGAGAGAAUCAACUUGGAAGAGACACGCUACACAUGCCAUGAGUGUGGGAAAAGCUUCAGUCGGAGCUCAGCCCUUAUCACACAUUGUAGAAUCCACACAGGAGAGAAACCCUACACGUGCUCUGAGUGCGGGAAACGCUUCAGUUGGAGCUCAAACCUUUUCAAACAUCAGAGAAUUCACACGGGUGAGAAACCUUAUGGAUGCUCUGAGUGUGGGAAACGCUUCACUGAUAGUUCAACCCUCAUCUCACAUCAGCGACUCCACAUAGGAGCGACGCCCUACACGUGCUCCGAGUGUGGGAAAACCUUCAAUCAGCGCUCAAACCUUAAUAGACAUCAGAAAAUCCACACAGGAGAGACACCCUACACAUGCUCUGAGUGCGGGAAAAGCUUCCAUUAUAGCUCAAACCUUAUCACACAUCAGAGAAUCCAUACAGGAGAGACACCCUACACAUGCUCUGAAUGUGGGAAAAGGUUCAAUCGGAACUCAAACCUUAUCACACAUUGUAGAAUCCACACAGGAGAGACGCCCUACACAUGCUCUGAGUGUGGGAAAAGCUUUAAUCAGCAUUCACACCUUAUCAGACAUUGUGGAAUCCACAGAGGAGAGAUGCCCUACACGUGCUCUGAGUGUGGGAAAUGCUUCAGUCGGAGCUCACACCUUAUCACACAUCGGAGAAUCCAUACAGGAGAGAUGCCCUACACAUGCUCUGAAUGUGGGAAAAGCUUCAAUCACAGCUCAAACCUUAUCAGGCAUCAGAAAAUCCAUAUGAGAGAGAACUGUAAUAAAUGCCUUGACUAGGGCUGGCCAAAGACUUCUUUUUUUUUAUUAAAUCACAUUUGCUAAUUUGCACAUAGUGAUCUUUGCACCAUCUUCACCGUAGUCUCUCAGCUCCCCCAGAUGAGUUGCCUGCUUCUGCCUUUUGCAGCUCACCCUUCUUUGGGGUCAGUCCUGUGAUCAUUUCUAUCAACUCCUUUCCUUUUGAGUCAUAGGAGUGUGUGUCCCUCCAGCCAGGAAUGUUGAAGGAGAGGUUUGAUGCCAACAAGCUACACUGAGGCAAAAACUACCUGUGCCUUACAUCCACUAGGACUGUACAUGUCGUUCGCUGCUUAAGUUAGUGAUCUUGGUGUAAAAAGACAAUUAUAGUUGUAGUGCAGAUGCAGCCCAGGUGCAGUGGUUGGCAUUAGCUUUCCCCUUGACCUGACCUAAAUGCCAUCACUUUUCCUAGUCUAAACAAAACCUGAGCAUCACAGUUAUACUGUUCCCCCAUUUCAAAGCAAUUGUUAAUCAUCAAGUUCUCCCUUCGGGAACAAAUUGUUUCAUUCCCAGUUGCUCUGAUGUUGCUUCAGGUUGUGCUGGAGAGCAGAUAUUUUUACUACCAUUUUCCUCACUUAAAAUAUAUUGAACUAUAACAAAUGGCAGGGAUAGGGGAAAAUGUUAUUUCGCCUCUGUAACAACAGAAGAAGACAGGGUAAGGCAGAGGGAUUCCAUUAUUCCCCAUCACCAUCCCAAUCCCCCUGUUGUUCAAUUGGUUAGGUCAAUAUUUUUUCUGAAGGGCUGAGAAGAGGAUUCCCUAGGUCUUGGUAGUCCAUCGAUCCGAUGAUGACAAAUCUGUGCAAAUCAUCAGUUGUUGGUCACUUGUAACUAAGCAAAAUACCCAUGCAUUGGUCUCCCAAAGCAGUUGUGGCCCAAGCCCUGCAGGAGGUCGCUCCUGAAGAUAUCUCCUUCCUAAUCAGGUGCGUGUUGCCUAUUAUUUGGGAAAUGCAAUCUCUAGCUAGGUAGGGAUGGGAAAAAUGGAAGUGACAUUGCUGUUCAACUCACCCCUGGGAGAUGCUGCUGCAAAUGUGUAGAAAAUGAAAUCUGUGUUGAAUGUGAUAUAGCUGCAGAAAGAAACCUAUUUUUAAUAGAUACCUGACAUUUGGCUUCUUAGAGGGAUUCUAAAACGCACCUGAAUUUAGUCCCUAAUUUAAACCUGUGCCACUAGAUUAAAGAUAUAAAAGGGCAUAUUUGGGAGAGUUAUACCUCAUUAUCACUACUGAUAUGUUGGGUGGUUAGGGAAGAAUUCUAUGCCAGAGAAUUGUAAAAUUACUCCAAGUAGGGUCAAAGAUUUGACAAGACCUCAGGUAGACCUUGCAGAUACUAGUGGUUGAUUUUCACCUCAGAGAUGGACGCUAUGGUGACCUGUGGCCCAGGUAAACUAUUUUUAGAACGCUGCUCCCUAGUUAAGUGGCAGUGAUCACGCUCCUAAAGGACGCCAUGAUUAAAUUGGAUCCAAAUGGUAAAAGACAGUUGUUCCCAAAAUUUGAUGAAUCAGAGAGAGACAGCUGGUUCCAUGCGUAUGGGUCCCAAUCUGGCUGCCUUGUUGGACAAGAAGCACUUCCAUGCUGGGCAAAUGAUGGUGCCAAUGGGGGAGUAUAUCAGAUUCCAAAUUCAGACUGCAGGAUAUAUGAACGCUGAGUCCAGAGUCUGUGGUUUGGUCUCUUAAUUUUGCUCUUAAUCUAAUGUAUUUCUAUCACUUCUCCACCUCCUGCUACUUUGAAAGAUUAGAAGUGUGAAAAUAGAGCACAGGUGGUUUUUCUCAUGAUGCAACCUUCCCACGUAGUGUGAGACCCCUUCAACCCACACUUGUGGGAGAAGACCCAGGGAGACAUGAACUCACAGAAAUGGAAGGCUCCUCGGUUAUUGUAGAAUGUGACUUCACACAAAGCUCACUGGUGGAAUUAAGAGAAAACUGCCCUAUAGGUUUAUAUUUUGUAAUCUUUGAAAAAGUUGUUACCAGUGACAAUGAAAUUAAACGUGAAGUUAAUUAGUGUAACAUAAGAGUCUGAUUAUGUGAUAACUUUCAGUGUUACAAUAUAAUUCAGGUUUUUUUUCUAGUUCUCUCCCUGUCCCCUCCUACUAUAUUGGAAAUGGUGGCUAAUCCUGAAAUUAAAACCUCACUCCAAAGGAAUUAGAGUGGGGGAAUAUGUGAGAGAAACAGCAUUUACGAGACUAGAGACCCAGUAUAGACUGUAAUUAUUUCUAUGUGAAAUGGAAUUUAUUUUGAUAAAUUUUAAAAUAAAUCUUCCAUGAAGAGGAAAAUUACUUGAGACAAGAUGUGUAAUCUUUUACCCAGUUAGAGGGUAACAGCCACAGAAUUCCCCAGGUCUCUUGUUUGCGAAGCGAGGAUGUCAUAUUAGGCAGGAGAUGUCAAUAUCUA
Terrapene triunguis (Three-toed box turtle) is the source of this 3646-nucleotide messenger RNA. Its product is annotated as gastrula zinc finger protein XlCGF8.2DB-like. The record is from RefSeq and is a predicted model, not a curated record. Gene Ontology annotation, cellular component: nucleus. Bases 121 to 1248 code for a protein of 375 amino acids. The transcript has 3 exons. Lineage: Eukaryota; Metazoa; Chordata; Testudines; Emydidae.